AGAUUUUGAUACAGAACUUGCAUGAUUUGAACCUAAUCCACCAAUUGAUACAGCACCAAACUAUUUUGACAUCACUCCCUCCGUGUUGAACUAAAGAGGGACAAGAUUGCGUGUGGCACGAUGCUGGUGAAUGGUGCAAAUCGCGCGCGCUGGCUUGUUCUUUAACCUUUUCCUGGAAUCUGCGUUGCUGAAUUAGCAUAUAGCUAGCUGCCACUGUUUGUUUUGGUUGUCUUGGUUGCCGACUAGCUAAAAGAAAGAUGUCUGCCACGGAGGACGACACUGAGUUGCGGGAUCUUUUGAUCCAAAACCUAGAAAACAGUGGGGUCUUGAACAAACUAAAGGCACAAAUGCGCGCUGCUGUCUUCCUGGCUAUGGAUGAACAGGAUAAAGUGGAGAAUAAAACUCCACUUGUCAAUGAAAACCUGAAGAAAUGUCUUAAUACAAAGGAUGGACGCCUGGUGGCCAGCCUCAUCAUAGACUUUCUACAGGUCUUUCACCUGGACUUCACGCUUGCUGUCUUCCAGCCAGAGAUAAACUCACUAAAUGGCCUAGACAGCCGUGAGCAGGUCUCUUGUGAGCUGGAUAUCACCGAGACUGAUAUGAACAGGAACACUCCUCUCCUGCUGGAGCUCGUCAAGAGGGGCAGACACAAGGAGAAGGCCUCCAUCUUCUCAGAGGGGGACAAAGCCACAAACAUCCCCAAGGAACUAUCCCCCAGGCAAAUAGCAGACGCCCGAAAGAAGUUUGAUUGUUAUGACAAGGCCAGAACUGGUGGGAUACGCAAAGAGGACUUGAAAGUUGUGUUUGGAGAUGUUUUUCCCAACUUCAACAAGAACAUGCUGGAGAAGUUUGUCACUGAUGAACAUAGAGUUGGAGACAAGGCCUCCAGUAAAUCUAUAGACUUCCAGGAGUUUCUGGGCUUGUACAAGCGCUUCUUCAGUCAGUGUCGAAGUGUGGUCACCCAUGACACCAGUGAUGUAAUUCACAAUCCCAGUCAACUUAUUGAGGAGAAGAAAAGCACUACACCGGCUAGUAAGAUCCCCAGGUUUAAAGGUGCACAGGCGGAGAAGGCUGACGCCAAGGGUGUGGAGGUCAGUCACAGCCACAGUGACACCAGCCUGCGCUUUGGCUCUCCAAAGGGCAAAGGGCAGGGUCACGUGACGUCAAGGCACAGCGAGGCGUCCGGGGACAACGACAACGGCCCCACGGCGAGCCUGAAGAAGGGGCUGGAACUGGAGGUGGAGGAGGACCUAGACGAGGACGACUCGUUCUUUGACGACCCUCUGCCUAAACCACAGAAAACCUACGGCUGUAGUAGCCUUCCCCUGGCUAAGAGUCAUUCAGGGGCCAGUCUCUCUGAAAAGAGAAACGGUCAGAAAGACUUCGUCCGCUCUCUGAGGGAGGAGAGCCUCUCAGGGCGCUCCUUUAACCCAAUGAGGAGGGGCACUAGCCUCAAUGACCUGUCUGCUCUGGGUAGUGACACAGAGGGCGAUGGGGACGAGCUCUUUUCUGACUAUGAUAAUAAACGGAGCUGCUUGGAGCACAGGAGAGCAGCAGAUUCGGGCCCGGCCCCACAGAGGAGUGCUGCAGAUGGGCUUCUCCUGAGUGGAACCCCCCAUCACAGAGACCUCUCAGGCAGCAAGAACUGUGAGAGCAGUGGUACUUCUUCUAACCCCAGAGAGGAAGGAUUCAAAGACUUGAAAAUUAUAAAUGAUAAAACCGGAUCUUCUGUGCAGGAUGACGACUACGGCGAUGACUUUAACAGCCAUCGAUCGGAUAUCUCCAAGAGUGAGGUGAGCAUCGGAGAAGAGAUCGAGGAGGUUUCCAUCGAGGGACCCGACAACAGCGAUAAGUUUGAUGAGAUCACUCAGGACCUCAGCGUAUCUCAGCUCAGCCAGAGUCAAGGAGCUGACUACAUGGAAGAGGUGGCAUGACAAUCCCAUCAGCCUUACACCACAAAGGCCAUUUCUACUACGUUAACUAUUAUUUAUGUUAUGUGUGCACAUAAUUUGUGUACAUUUGUGUUCAUGGAUCGAAUAAAAUUACCACUGUCACCGAGAUUGUUCUUGAGCAGGGUUUUAAUUGUGCUUUUUUUUUGGGGGGGGGGGGGGGUGGUUUAGUAUAGAGAUGACUGUAAAGGGUCUGAUGGGUGACAUGUUGAGACAUCAAGGACAUUUUAUGUCAAUCUGAAACCCGCAAUGUGGGGAGCUUACUGUAAUUUGUGCUGUGCCAAUUACAGUACCCACAGUUGGUUGGCUGUUUAGAUGUCAUCCUACUGGCAGACCACUGCAAAAUGCUUCCAUACUUAGUUACAUCUAGUGAAAUGUCAAACUUUUCAUACCUGUCUGUAUAACUUUAAAUUGUAUGCAGAGGAUGUAGACAACCAUGUUAUUAAUCAUAGUAGAUAAUGACAACUAUGGUAUGUAAGUACAUUAAAUAGCUUUAUUCAUAACUCUUCAGUGAUAUUGUUAUGCUAAAUCUUUUAUUUUUAUUUUUUUUUACCUUUUAUUAAAACAGUAUCCCACACAUAAAGCAUGUCUGUACAACCAUACUAGUGCAAUAUACCUCAGGUUUGAGCAUGUUGUGAGAUUGUAUUUCGAUCAUACCACGCUCAAAGUUGCUUAGGUCACUCGUUUUGCCCAUUCUAACAUUCAAUCAAACACUAACUGAAUGCCUCGACCCUUGUCUGCCUGCUUUAUUAUAGCAAGCCAUGGCCACGUGACUCACUGCCCUGUGAAGCAUUUUUGUGAACAGGGUGGUGUACCAAAUAAACUGAAAGCAUAUUUCUUGAGUUCCUAUGCUUUAUCUUGUGGUUAUGUAGGUGUCAGGCUGCCAACUGAGGUUUUGAGAACUUGCAGCGACACUGCUUGGCCACACACACGUAGGUUGAUCAAACGGACAAAAACUUUACUUCGUCCUUGCUGAUCAGACAAAACAGACAUACUGUAAUCGCUGAGGUUCACAGCUUCACUUCUUCGAACUUGGCUUAGAAAAGUCCCAAGAAUAUUUUGUAAAACUUUAUUACUCCAUUAUUCUGGUAAGUCCUCUCGCACAACAAAUGGAAUUAUAUGUGACCUAGGCAAUCUUAGCAUGUUUCUAAAAAUAUAUAUAUUUUACUGUAAUAUUGUAAGAGGAAAAACUGCUGGGUUAAAUAUGUUCAAUAUGCACUUAAAUGUUUAUUUGGAAACAUAGUGGUAAUGUAUGUAAAAAAUAUUUUACUGUGGAUUAUAUUGUAUCUAUUGUAAACAAAUCUGUUGAUUUCUAAAUCAUGCCCUACCUGAAAUUGACACAGCUGCACCAUUUGGACAUAAUUUAAAUUCUACUUUUGACUGUCUUGUCUGACAUUGUAUUGUCUCCAUUGAUGCACUUUGUACCAUUUUAUUACCCUUCAUUAUUUUCACAGAAACACUUUUAUCAUAAUAGUUGUGUGCAAUAGAUUCAUACUACUUGAGGCACCUUUUUUUGUUUGUUUACGUUUAUUAUGCAGUCUGAACUCACAUUACCUGAAGAAAAAAAAUCCCCUCGGGAUCUUGCUGGAAUGUAUCAUAUCCAAUCAAAUAUGCAUGAAUUCUGCAGCUAGGGAAGCUAAGGAAAUGUCCACUCUAUGCAAAGAAUAAGUAAUGUCUCACAAAACAUAUUGUACAACAUAACCUAUUCAAAAUCCUUUGACUAAGCUGUCUGGCCCGGAUUGAUCCUUCAUCACAGCCCAGACUGAACAGACAUGGUUGUAUUAGCCCACCAUCACCAAUAGCUCAGAAAAUAAAGGAAAAAAUGAAACAAA
Salvelinus fontinalis (brook trout) is the source of this 3781-nucleotide messenger RNA. RefSeq names its product centrosomal protein 43 (gene cep43). Gene Ontology annotation, cellular component: centrosome. Bases 258 to 1934 code for a protein of 558 amino acids. The record is from RefSeq and is a predicted model, not a curated record. Gene Ontology annotation, biological process: microtubule anchoring. NCBI's taxonomy places the organism in Eukaryota, Metazoa, Chordata, Actinopteri, Salmoniformes, Salmonidae. Gene Ontology annotation, molecular function: calcium ion binding; protein binding. The transcript has 21 exons.